This is a messenger RNA of Musa acuminata subsp. malaccensis (wild Malaysian banana), 3454 nucleotides long. Its product is annotated as respiratory burst oxidase homolog protein B. The record is from RefSeq and is a predicted model, not a curated record. NCBI's taxonomy places the organism in Eukaryota, Viridiplantae, Streptophyta, Magnoliopsida, Zingiberales, Musaceae. Gene Ontology annotation, molecular function: calcium ion binding; NAD(P)H oxidase H2O2-forming activity; peroxidase activity. Gene Ontology annotation, cellular component: plasma membrane.
ACACACACACCCCAUCGAGGAUGAUUGCCAUCACCAACCGCCGACUCUCUCUCUCUCCCCUUUCCCAACCAUAGAGGCGUAAAAGCUCCGUCGCUUACUCUUCCCAAUCUACAGCUAUUUAUUUACAGAAAAAAGUGGGAUGAGCAGCCAUUCCCUCCUUCCUUCCCGUAACUAUAAACCCAAGGCGGGAGGAUAAACCAUGAUUUAGCUGCUCCUCCACUUCUUCCCCGCCCUCUUCUUGUCUGUUCUCUGUAAAUUUGAACGCCAUACUUCGUUUGUGUAAUCCGUCAGUGGGAUUCUUCUAUUUUUGGUUUUUGUCGAAGUCGGAUUGGAGAUUUUGGGGCUCGCAGAUCUCUGAUCGGGGAUGAAGAAGAUGGGCCCGACCGAAGAGGGGAGAGGGGGCGAAAGCCCGACGGAUGCGAUCGAGGUGGAGAGUACCGGCGGCCGCAUCUCCUUUAGUGGCCCCUUGAGCGGGCCUCUCAACAAGAGGGGGGAGAAGAGCGGCGCCCGGGUUAGCUUCCCGGGCUCGCCUUCGUCUGUGGGGUCGGUUAAGGGGAAGGAGCAGGAGGAGGAGGACGACGAUGACACGUACGUGGAGAUCACCCUGGACGUGCGCGACGACACGGUGGCGGUGCACAGCGUGAAGGCGGCGGGGGCCGGCGGGGACGCCGCCGGGGACCCGGAGGUGGCGGCGCUCGCGCGGGAGCUGGAGAGGCGGUCGGCGUUCGGGGCGUCGGUGAUGCGCACGGCGUCGUGGAGGUUCCGGCAGGUGUCACAGGAGCUGCGGCGGCUGGCGUCGUUCGGGCGGCGUCCCGGGGCGGGGAAGUUCGACCGGAGCAGGUCCGCCGCCGCGCAAGCCCUCAAGGGCCUCAAGUUCAUCAGCAAGGCCGACGGCGUCGCCGGAUGGGCUGCCGUCGAGCGCCGCUUCGAUGAGCUCGCCGUCGAUGGCACCCUCGACCGCUCAAAGUUCGCUCAGUGCAUCGGAAUGAAAGAGUCGAAGGAGUUCGCAGGCGAGCUGUUCGAUGCGUUGGCGAGGAGGAGACAGAUCAAAGGGGAUACUAUCACAAAGGCGGAGUUGCGAGAGUUUUGGGAUCAGAUAUCGGAACAGAGCUUCGAUUCCAGGCUCCAAACCUUCUUCGAUAUGGUGGAUAAGAACGCGGAUGGAAGAAUCACGGAAGAGGAAGUCAGAGAGAUCAUCUCGCUGAGCGCUUCAGCCAACAAUCUCUCCAAGAUUCAAGAUCAGGCGGAGGAGUAUGCGGCGCUCAUCAUGGAGGAACUGGACCCCGACAGUCUUGGCUACAUUGAGAUAUACAACCUGGAGAUGCUCCUGUUGGAGGCGCCCGGCUACUCGGCGCAGCUCGGCACCACCAACAGCCGAAACCUGAGUCAGAUGCUGAGCCAGAAGCUGAGGCCGACCCGUGAGCCAAACCCGCUGGUCCGGUGGUACCACGAGGGGCGCUACUUCCUGGAGGACCACUGGAAGCGGGUGUGGGUGAUGGUGCUGUGGCUGUGCGUCUGCGCCAGCCUCUUCGCGUGGAAGUUCGUCCAGUACCGGCGGCGCGCGGUGUUUCAUGUCAUGGGUUAUUGCGUCUGCGUCGCCAAGGGCGGCGCGGAGACCCUUAAGUUCAACAUGGCCCUCAUCCUCCUCCCGGUCUGCCGCAACACCAUCACCUGGCUCCGCACCAAGACCAAGCUCGGCAAGGUCCUGCCCUUCGACGACAACCUCAAUUUCCACAAGGUGAUCGCGGUGGGCGUGGCGAUCGGUGUCGGGCUUCAUGCGAUCUCGCACUUGACGUGCGACUUCCCACGCCUCCUGCACGCGACGGACCAAGAGUACGAUCCCAUGAAGCACUUCUUCGGGGACACCCGGCCCAACAACUUCUGGUGGUUCGUGAAGGGCACGGAGGGGUGGACGGGGGUGGUGAUGGUGGUCCUGAUGGCCAUCGCCUUCACUCUCGCCACCCCGUGGUUCCGCCGCAACCGGCUCAACCUGCCCUGGCCCUUGAAACGCCUCACCGGGUUCAACGCCUUCUGGUACUCUCACCACCUGUUCGUCAUCGUCUACGUUCUCCUCAUCAUCCACGGCACCUUCAUCUACCUCUCGAAGAAAUGGUACAAGAAGACGACAUGGAUGUAUUUGGCGAUUCCGCUCAUCCUCUACGCCAGCGAACGGUUGAUCAGAGCGCUCCGAUCGAGCGUGAGGGCGGUCAAGAUAUUGAAAGUGGCGGUGUACCCUGGCAACGUCCUGACUCUUCAAAUGUCGAAGCCACAGGGCUUCAAGUACCGAAGCGGUCAAUACAUAUUUGUUAAUUGCGCAGCCGUCUCCCCGUUCCAGUGGCACCCAUUCUCCAUCACGUCAGCCCCGCAAGACGACUACAUCAGUGUUCACAUACGGACCCUGGGGGACUGGACCAGGCAGCUCAAAGCUGUUUUCUCUGAGGUGUGUCAGCCACCAACAAGUGGCCAAAGCGGUCUUCUUAGAUCAGACUACGACAGCAACAACAACCUCAUCUUUCCAAAGGUGCUGAUCGAUGGGCCGUAUGGAGCACCAGCCCAAGAGUACAAGAAGUACGAGGUCGUACUGCUGGUGGGGCUGGGAAUCGGCGCCACCCCUUUCAUCAGCAUCGUCAAGGACAUCGUCAACAACAUGAAGCAAUGGGACCCCGAAGAGUCGUCCGACGGCGACGACGUUCGCGACGCGUCGGAGGGCGGCAGCGGCGGCCACAGUAGCAGCCACCGGAGGCCGGUGACGUCGUCGACGUCGUCGUUCAAGACGAGGAGGGCCUACUUCUACUGGGUGACGCGGGAGCAGGGAUCGUUCGAGUGGUUCCGGGGGGUGAUGAACGAGGUGGCGGAGACGGACAAGAAGGGGGUGAUCGAGCUGCACAACUUCUGCACCAGCGUGUACGAGGAGGGCGACGCCCGGUCCGCCCUUAUCGUGAUGCUACAGUCCCUCAACCACGCCAAGCACGGGGUGGACAUCGUGUCGGGCACUCGGGUCAAGUCCCACUUCGCCCGCCCCAACUGGCGCAACGUCUACAAACGCAUCGCCCUCAACCAUCGCGAUCAACGAAUCGGUGUAUUCUACUGUGGAGCCCCGACCCUGACGAAGGAGCUGCGCCAGCUAGCCACGGAUUUCUCAAGGAAGACCAGCACCAAGUUCGACUUCCACAAGGAGAACUUUUGAAACCAUUCGAUGCCAUCACACAGUCACUUUCUCCUCCUUGUAUAGAUAUUUACCUGUUGGUUUCUCCUUUAACAUCUGAGGGCAGUGGCUGCGUAGAUGAACACAACCGCAGACACUGGAGAGUAUGUAGGGUAGGAUAGUAUUUGCCAGCCCCAUUGGGUCUACUUUCUUGUUGUUUCCAUUAUUUUUUAAAAUUAUUUUGGCCCCUGUUGUAUUACUAGCUAUUGUUGUGUUGUAUAAUAAGACAUGUCCUUCGCUUUUUUUCAA